Molecule: messenger RNA, 1197 nt
Organism: Eimeria necatrix
Lineage: Eukaryota; Apicomplexa; Conoidasida; Eucoccidiorida; Eimeriidae
Exons: 2
Coding region: 1-1197 (398 amino acids)
Source: RefSeq, a predicted model, not a curated record
AUGAUUGCAUUAAAACAAUUCCUUUUCUUCGCGUGCUUUUGCUUCUUCUCUCUUCUUGCCUUUCAUCCCACUGGCGCAGCCCCCCAAUCGGCAGCAGCUCGCGUAGCCCCGCAGCAGCAGCAGCAGCAACAGCAGCAGCAGGAGCUGCUGCAGCAGCAGCGGCUGCGACCGCAGCAGGAGCUAUCGCAGCUGCAGCAAGUGCAGCAGGAGCCCCUGCAGCAGCAGCACUACCACCAGCAAGAGAUUCUGCAGCAGGAGCUACUGCAGCAGGAGCUUCUGGCGGAGCACCAUCAGCAGCAGGAGCUGCUGCAGCAGGAGCUUCUGCAGCAGGAGCUGCUGCAGCAGGUGCUGCAGGAGCAAGAGCAAGAGCAGCUGGCGCUUCUGCAGCAGGAGCAACAGCAGCAGCAGCAACUGCAGCAGGAGCAACUGCAGCAGGAGCAACUGCAGCAGGAGCUUCUGCAGCAGGAGCAACAGCAGCAGCAACUGCAGCAGGAGCUUCUGCAGCAGGAGCUUCUGCAGCAGGAGCAGCAGCAGCAGCAGCAACUGCAGCAGGAUCUUCUGCAGCAGGAGCAACUGCAGCAGGAGCUUCUGCAGCAGGAGCUUCAGCAGCAGCAGCAGGAGAUUUGCUCGGGCGAGGAUGUGGGGUUUGAAAGUUCAGGUGUACGUACACCUGAAGUGUGGGGCGGGGCAGCAAAGGAGUUUGCGGAAGUUUUGGAUUUGUUUGGAGAAAAAGAAAUAAAAAAAGAAGACUCUGAAGCAGCAAAAGAAGCAGAAAUGGAAAAAGAAAAAGAAACUUCUUUUUGCAAAAAAGAAAAAGUGAAAGAAAGCCAAGUGGCCGCUGCAGCGGCCUGGCUGAGGCCUCCCGCUUCGGGCCUCUGGCUCAGUACAUGCAGUACCUGUCGACGUUUGCCCCAGGGGAGCAGCAGCAGCAGCAGCUGCAGCAGCUGCAGCAGCUGCAGCAGCUGCUGCAGCAGCAGCAGCAGCAGCAGCUGCCGCAGGGAGCAGCAGCAGCUCUCAAGAAACUCCAAAGAAGAGCACAAGCAGCAGCUUAUGCCAACUCCAUCACUUCCCAUCCGCUGCUGCAGAGCCUCAUUCGUUCUGCUGCUGCAGCAGCAGCAGAAACCCUCAGCAGCAUCACUCUCGCGGACCUUGCUGCUGCAGCAACUCUCCCCCUGCCCCCAAUCGUCUAAACCCUAA